This is a messenger RNA of Equus caballus (horse), 2268 nucleotides long. RefSeq names its product chromatin target of PRMT1 (gene CHTOP). The record is from RefSeq and is a predicted model, not a curated record. Lineage: Eukaryota; Metazoa; Chordata; Mammalia; Perissodactyla; Equidae.
CUCCGCACUGGGCGUGGCGGCCAUUUUGUUUUGGACAGCGAGCGGGAGUUGGCCGCAGCGGCUGUGGUGGCACAGACGAAAGGCAGGCAAGGGCAGGUCGGGCGAGCAGGCGGACCGGCCUACCAGCCAGCCAGCCAGCCAACGGCAACGAACUAACCUAGCAAUUUACCGCUUACACCUCUGACCAACCGCCCACCAACUUAAGCCGAGCCCGUCCACCGGCCACUCAGGUUCGGCCGGCCGCCGGCCCGCCUGCCGCAGCCGUGGUGGCAGCCCCGGGAGGAGCACUGGCGUCUGUUUCCUUCGAUUCUCGGGAUUUGAAGAUGGCUGCACAGUCAGCGCCGAAAGUUGUGCUAAAAAGCACCACCAAGAUGUCUCUAAAUGAGCGCUUUACUAAUAUGCUGAAGAACAAACAGCCGAUGCCAGUGAAUAUUCGAGCUUCGAUGCAGCAACAACAGCAGCUAGCCAGUGCCAGAAACAGAAGACUGGCCCAGCAGAUGGAGAAUAGACCCUCUGUCCAGGCAGCAUUAAAACUUAAGCAGACUUUAUAUGCAAGUCCGGACAGUGGCUGUGGAAGGAUAUGUCCAAGCUGUGGCUGGGCGUCUGGAGGGCGGUGCCAUGCAACUAAGAGCUUAAAGCAGCGCCUGGGUAAGAGUAACAUCCAGGCACGGUUAGGCCGACCCAUAGGGGCCCUGGCCAGGGGAGCAAUCGGAGGACGAGGCCUGCCCAUAAUCCAGAGAGGCUUGCCCAGAGGAGGACUACGUGGGGGACGUGCCACAAGAACCCUACUUAGGGGCGGGAUGUCGCUCCGAGGUCAAAACCUGCUCCGAGGUGGACGAGCCGUAGCUCCCCGAAUGGGCUUAAGAAGAGGUGGUGUUCGAGGUCGUGGAGGUCCUGGGAGAGGGGGCCUAGGGCGUGGAGCUAUGGGUCGUGGCGGAAUCGGUGGUAGAGGUCGGGGUAUGAUAGGUCGGGGAAGAGGGGGCUUUGGAGGCAGAGGCAGAGGCCGUGGACGAGGGAGAGGUGCCCUUGCUCGCCCCGUACUGACCAAGGAGCAGCUGGACAACCAGUUGGAUGCAUACAUGUCGAAAACGAAAGGACACCUGGAUGCUGAGUUGGAUGCCUACAUGGCACAGACAGAUCCUGAAACCAAUGAUUGAAGCCUACCUGCCCUCCUGUGAGAGACUCUUGUUAAAGUCACCACGUCUGUACAUAACCUUGAGAUAACAGAUGAGAAGAAACCUGAUUGAUGCUGGAAGGACCUAUCACAAUAGGCUAUGGAUUUACUUGCCACCAGUUUGUGCAUUUAGUGUGUUCCUUUUACUUUUUUGAUACUGUGUUGUAUGAAACCCUUUUUUCUCUGACUUGGGUUUUGUUUUGUUAUGUUGUUUGGGGGUUUUUUUUUUCCUUCACUGAAAUUUCUCCUUGAACGUGAAUGUGUUGGCCUUGUGGCUAGGACACCCUCUUCCCACCUCUUUCUCCUGUCACCUGUUAUACUGAUGUUCUAACAUUUCCUCUUUUGGUCUCUGUGCCCCCAUGAAACAAGUCCCCGAAAGGAGCCCAUCAGUGUUCCUCCCUAAUGCAUAGGUUUCUGAGAGUUAGGUCUGUUCUACAUCAUCUUUAAUAGCCUCUUAGAAGUGUUUAGAAAACAUGGAGCUCAGAAAUGCGUUAUGCCUUGUUGAUAUUUUAGUGUAGUAAAUUAGGAACAUUGACAUAGCUACAGGGCCACAUAAUAGGUUACACAUGGUAGCAGUUCUGAUUUGAUUAAAGUUGCUGCCAUGCACAUUGACACAUAACCAGUGUGCUGGGUAGUGUAUGUGCACUUUCUGUCUUGGAAUGAGAUUUAUAAACUUUCCUCUUGGCUUUGCAUCACAUCUAAAGAGGUACUAUUGGCUUGACUUAGACUUGCCAUAGAGAGGAAUAAGCCAUUUGGUUUGGUGGAUGCUUCAGAACGAGAAAAGAAUGGGAGAAGGUUGGCAGAUAACCUGCUGAGAGGGGUCAGAAAAUACCCAUGCUGAAAUGCUGUUCUUGUGUUUAUCCCAAACCAGUCUGGGGCUUCUCCAUUUAUUGGCUUUGUUUGACCCUUUUCUUAUUUCCCUUGAAGUUUUAAGUUCACCCAUAUUCUGUCAACUGUUCAAGUUUCCGUGGAAUCUUGUAUUUCUGGUUCAUUAUAACAAGAAAUUGUUCUCUCAAAUCCAGCCAGGAUUUUCUCUUUAUUUGUUGGGUUCUUUGAAAUGCUAUGGCCAUGAUGAUAAUAUCUUGAUAACACCC